AUGGCAGACAUCAAACCUAGCGAAGACCUGGUCAACGAUCGCGAUCUCUUGGGCGAUAAGCCAACUGAUACUUCCCAUGUUGCCGAGCUUACCGAGGCUGAGAAAGCCAUCGAGAAGAAGCUGGUCAGGCGUAUAGACUGGCUCAUCAUGCCUCUCAUCCUGAGUGUUUAUCUUCUUAAUUGGAUUGAUCGCAACAACUAUGCUUCUGCUCGCCUUGCUGGGCUUGAAGAGGAUCUAAAUCUCUCUCUCACGGAAUACCAAACUGGUCUCUCCAUUCUUUUCGUCGGAUACAUCCUGGGCCAAAUCCCUUCCAACCUGUUGUUGAACUGGUUUGGCCGUCCAUCUUUGUAUCUCGGCAUCUUUACUAUUGCCUGGGGUUUGGUCUCUGCGUUGACUGCCCUGGUGCAGAACUUUGCUGGAAUAGUGGUUUGCAGAUUUAUCUUGGGCUUUGUUGAAGCACCAUUCUUCCCCGGCGUUCUCUUCUAUCUUUCGAAAUGGUACUCCAAGAAGGAAAUGAAUUUGAGAAUGAGCAUCUUCUAUUCAGGUGCUCUUGUCGCUGGCGCUUUUGUUACUGUUGUGGCAGGCAUCAUCGUUUGCGUCUUCUUGCCUGACUUCCCCCAAACAUGGAAGGCUCUCACGCCUGAAAUGCAGCAUGUUGCGAACCGAAGACUUGCUCUUGAGGCUGCAGAGGCUGAUACCGACGAAGAGGGUAUCUCAUCGCAGCUGAAAGGCCUCAAGCUAUGCAUCACCGACGUCAAAGUCUGGAUAUUUGCAUUCAUUUACAUGGGCCUCACUGGGGCACAAGGCUUUGGGUAUUACUUCCCGACUCUGACAAGAACUCUGGGGUACAGCCAGUUCAUUUCACUCCUUCUGGUCGCUCCUCCCCAUGUCUUCAUCACUAUAUGGAGUUACAUACACGGCAUUAUCAGCGAUCGCUUUACGACCCGAUACUGGUUUUGCUUGUAUCCUGCGGUGGUGUCGAUCGUUGGGUUCUCUGUUUUCAUGACUACGAACGUCUUUGGGCCGAAGUACAUGACUUUCUUCUUCAUGAUGUUUCUCAUGAACAUCAACGGCACCCUUUUUAGCUGGAUUGCGGGGGUUGUCUCCAGACCACCUGCAAAGCGUGCAGCAGCAUACGCUCUCAUCAACUCUCUGGGCAACAGCGUCAGCAUCUGGACGCCAUACACUUAUCUCGAUAAGGAAUCACCGUAUUUCUUCACUGGAAUUGGCAUCUGCGUUGGACUCAUCACUUCGGCAGCUGCAUUGAUGACCCUGCUUCGACUGAUUUUGAUACGAGAGAACAAACGGUUAGCUCGACUUGAGAAUGAGAACGUCCAGUUGACACAGAAGGAGUUGUCAAGGCUUGAGAAGACUGCUCAGGUGGAAGGAGUCAGUAUUACGGCAGCACGUGCCUUGCAAAAGGGUUUCAGGUACACCAUCUGA
Molecule: messenger RNA, 1443 nt
Organism: Colletotrichum karsti
Lineage: Eukaryota; Fungi; Ascomycota; Sordariomycetes; Glomerellales; Glomerellaceae
Product: major facilitator superfamily transporter
Exons: 7
Coding region: 1-1443 (480 amino acids)
Biological process (GO): transmembrane transport
Cellular component (GO): membrane
Molecular function (GO): transmembrane transporter activity
Source: RefSeq, a predicted model, not a curated record